AACCCCUUUGGUCCCUUCCACAGCCCAGACAUCAUCACCCACACGCGCUUUGGAAGCCGGCCUGGGUAACAGUGGCUGCUGCUGCUGCGGUAGAGACAGUCAUCUCUUGCGGCGUUCGUUGUGCAAACAAAAGUUGCUCUGCCCCCCUCACCCACCUCUUUGCGCGCAACUCUCGUACAGCAACAGCAGCAAAGGCAAGCCGAGCAACGUCUCAGCGCAAAGUAGAGAUCAUAUAUAUACUGUCUGUGUAGUGUAUACUAUACUCUGUAGUGUACUGUGGAGUUCGGGACUUGAGCAAAAAAAGCCAUACUGUGUAUGUGUCAAUGCAUGUAGCAGUCUAGGAUAGAUUGCUGCUGCUGCUGCUUCUGUUCUUUGCCUGCCGUGUGGAAUGCAACAUCGCGAAGUUGAGCUGCAGAGUUUAACAUGACCGUGCCGUCGUCGCGAGCUGACAUCAAACACUGAGCAACAACCUGCAAGAGGAAGCGAAGGAGGAAGAGGAGGAGGAGGAAAGGGAGCAGGGAGGAGACAACAGCAACAGCAGCAGCAGCAGAAGAUCGGCGGUGGCAUCCCGGGAUGGAGGAGGGCCACUCCCCCCUUAGGGCGCCGGGCGCAACGACUCCAAGGCCGCAGCAGCACGACCGCCUGCUGGUGCUUCUGCUGCUGCUGCUGUGCGGGGUGGUGCGGCCGGGCGUCGGGACUCGCCACGCAUCAUCCUCGCACCCCGGUACCCUGAGCAGCGGCGGCAGCAGCAGCGGCGGCGGCGGCGGUGGCAUCAGCGGUAGCAGCGGCGGCGGCGGUGGUGGCGGGGCAUCGUUCCGCUACCCUUACGCGUCCGGGUCAGUCGGGGCCAGCAAGGGACAGCAGCACCAUCUGGUCACGACUGAGCACCUGCAGGCAGGAGGCCACCACCAGCACCACCAGCACCACCAGCACCACCAGCACCACCACCAGCAGCAGCAGCACCACCAGCAGCAGCGAUCCCGGAAUUGGUGCCAGUACACGGUAACGAAGAUGGUGACGUGUCAGGUGCAAAACGGCUCAGAGACCUACACUCAGCGCCUCUACCAGAGCUGCCGCUGGCCCCUGCGCUGCUCCAACAUCGUCAGGACACUGAUCCGGCCGAUGUAUCGCGUCACCUAUCGAACCGUGUCGGCCUUCGAGUGGCGGUGCUGCCCCGGCUUCAUGGGUCCCAGCUGCGAGGAGGGGUGCUUAAACUGCACAAGAAUAACCGACAUGGCAUCGAGACUGGAAUCACUGGAAGCCAAAGUGGUUCUCCUAGAGGCCGUAGGGCCCCGUGACGCGGUCACACGGAACGAUAUCCCGCUGGCCGGACGGGAGGCCAACAAGAUCCCGCCGGGUGGGGCACAAGGUCCAGCCGGCCCACCAGGCCCCGUUGGUCCGAGAGGAAGCGUGAGUGAGGAUGGAGUUAAACCGACUCCGGUUGACCCACAAUUUGCAGGCCCACCAGGAGACAGAGGCAAAGAUGGAACACCUGGGAAUCAGGGAAACCCAGGCAUACCCGGCUUUCCUGGUCCGCCUGGUCGCCCCGGCCUCCCAGGAAUCGGAGGGAUUGAUGGCCCCCCGGGUCCCGUUGGGCUGCCAGGUCCUCCUGGUCCCCCUGGGCAGCCUGGUGCAAUGGGGGGCAUUGGGGCAGUGGGCUUGCCAGGGGAGAGGGGGGUGACGGGUCUGCCUGGGCCACCCGGGCCCCCAGGUCCCAUCGGAUCACCCCGUCUCUCCGAAGAGUCCGUCCCUUACAUCGAUGCCUCCUCCGCCGGUUCUGCGUUUCAAGGAGUAAAGGCCCCUUCCAGCGACGUCAUCAACGCAGUGAUCGCAGGUCCGCGAGGACCGCCAGGCCCGCCUGGACCACCUGGGUCCCCAGGCCAGGAGGGCCUUGCCGGGCCAAUUGGGCCAGAUGGCCCCGCAGGGAAAGACGGUUCCAAUGGAGCCGUGGGACCACCAGGGCAAGAGGGAUUAAAAGGAGAAAAAGGCGACAGGGGCGAGCGCGGUUGGCCCGGGGAGUCUGGCAUGAGAGGCACGCACGGAGAAAAAGGAAACAAGGGUGAUAUUGGAGAGAAGGGUCCUCCAGGAGAUGGAAUCCAACAGCUACGGGAGGCCCUUAAGAUUCUGGCCGAGAGGGUGCUAAUCCUGGAGCACAUGCUGGGACUGCACGACUCACUCACGUCUUCGGAGUCUGGCUCUGGGGAGGAUUUCCCGACUCCAGCUCCUCCGUCUGCGGCGCUGAGUAAAAUCCGGCGUGGAAUCACGCCCGCUCGACUGCGCCUUCUCCAAACCCUGCCGACACAACAACGCAGAGCUGGGGGGAAUGAGUAAAGAGAAAAAAAAUCAUCAAAUAAGUUAACAAUUAAAGACCACAAAGUCAGUUCACUUCUUCAGUGUUGAUUUUUUUUAUUUUCUCACAAACAGUAAUUAUAACUUGUUUUUUUUUUAAAGACGUAACAUUCUUCGUCAGGUUUUAAUAAUUGUGCGUAAGUUACGCGGCACAACACAAACAGGGACAUUGUUCACGUGUACAUUUCUAUUUUAGUGAGAAGUCAAAUGAAAAAAAAGCAAACAAAAGGGAGAUGAUGCUAAUUGCUUUCGAUGUUUUUGGUAUUGAUAUUACACUUUUUUGUGGUCUAGUACAGUGGUUUCCAUAUAUAUUGAAAGUGCAAUCCAUAACCAUUUUUUGCAGGUUGCAGCACAAAGUUUGGGAGCCACUAUUGAUGCAGUGUUUAGAUCUACUUAUUGUAAAUGUAGCAUGCCUAUCGGACUUUAAAACAAAGAUGUUCAUCCUCAGAUCUGUAUUUUUGAAAACGGUCUUGAAUGCUCAUACGAAAGUGAGCCGUUCCCUUAUUGUGCGUUCCGCCUGUCUGUGCAAACAUAUAUAUAUCACAAGGUGCAUCGAUGUGUAAAAAAUACGUAGCUGAGGCACAGCAAGUUCGUUGUGAAUGGCGUGCCAAAAUAUGAGCCACGCGGGGCCGACCACGGCAUCGAGAGUGCCGAGGUGUCCCCGUGAACAUCAGGGUUUUGUUUCUCGUGUGACUAUGGCACGUCCGCUUCUCGCGCAAGUCUCUUACCUCGAUUUCCACUGCACAACCGAGCCGCAGCUCAGCAGGCGCCGGGGUCGUUUCUCUUUUUCCCACUCCACAACCUGAGCCGUGCCGUGCCGCUGACGCCGCACGCAGUGAACGUGCGACGGUGUCGGCAUCGCACGUUCAAGCGUGCACCGAGUGACCUUGGCGCCGUUUCGACCCCGAGCCAAAUUCAGAUGUCCUGCGAGGCCAGAGUUGUAACGCUCUGUUCCUGAUUCGGCUCGGCAUGUGGCCCGUGGAAAACGAUCCGGUUAAUCCACGGCCCUGCUGGGAGCCGAGUCUAGAUUCAGAUGUCUUGGCAUUCGCCAUAUAGUUGACACUGGCCAAGCCAUCAGGCCCCAUAGUGUAGAAGUGGGGACUCUGCAUCAAUGGUUCCUGGACGCAGACUUCUCAGCAGUGAGCGUUUAGUGAGUAUACCGCACUGACGAGUCCUAAUGAAGAUGAAAAGUUGUCUCUCUCUGUCUCACUGCUGCCUGUCAAUCACAUUUCCUCAAAUUAUACUUGAUGGUCACCUAAGACAAGAGGACUACAAUGCAGUUCUUCGGGAACUGUUGAUGUGUUUUUGCAUAACGGACGCGUGCUUCCUACGCACGGCCCUUCGCGUGCCAUAUGAAACGUCAGACGUCUUGCGAGGCCAGGCUAUUGUGGUCUAAUUCUGGCUCGACUCGGCAAAUAGCCUGUGGUGGAAAACCACCCGUACCGUGACAACCCCCCCCCCCCCCCCCCAAUGCUGGCGUGGCUCAUGCGCCAGUGGGAAAUAAGUAUAACCAGUAAAAACAAAGUUUUUCACUAUAAAUCCUUUAUAUGCGUGGCGGCUAGAGUCCUCUCGUCCUCUGGCUUGAGAUGGCUGCCACCUAUGGGUCAGAUGAUUGCAUUGCACCAUUAAGCAAUUGGUAAUUAAAUAGAAUAUUUUAGUCCUAAGAAGUGUAAAAUUUUGGAAAAAAAAUUUUCACGAACAUUAAUUGUCACGCACAACGAGUCUGUGUGGAAAAUGUCAGUUCGAUUGGAUCACGGGAAGUGGGUUAAAAAACGACCGAAAGAUUUGCACGGUUCUAAGCAAGCAAGCAAGCGAACUUAAUAUAAAGGAUUUUAAAAAGGUGGUUUGGUGCGAAUAUGCCGAGGUGCGCAUCCCCACUUGGCGUCAUUGGUAACGUCGGUGGCGUCGGCGUUGCAUCUCGGGUACAGGCGCAGUGUCGGCCGCGCUCGACUCGCACCGAGUCUCGGCGAGGGACUUUCAUCUUCUUCUUUCUCUGACGUUUUAUUCCACGGCUCCCCAAAAAAAUAUCUGCUGGAAUGUGUACGUUCCAGGAGUUACAAUACUGCAACUUUUACCAAGAGGGGAAGGGGGUAUAGGGGGCAGGGGGAGAUGGGGUUUAGGUGGGUGGAGGAAAAGUGGAGGGUAAAAGUGAAUCUCCUAUUGCCACUUGUGCAAACGUCGGUACUCAAUUUGCUUUCGUAUUUCAAACGUUUAUUUAGUCCCUUAAAUGAUGAUAUUUUGUUCGACGCACUCGUGCGGUGUACGCGUCUAAUGCUGGGGUGUUUGCAUCGAUACGUCCGCUUUGCAUUGAUUCCGCUCGGACGAUUGCAGUCUCGGCGGGCAGUUUCACGGCGGUGGCAACACAACCGUUGUCUUUCUUUUUAAAGCUUUCAUGACUGCAGGGAUUCAUCUUCUUGGUUCUUUCGGAAAAGUCACGUAGAAUGGAAAUAAUACAAUAAUAAAAAUAAAACAUAGUAAAAUCAUUCUCGCGACGUUUCGGCCACAACGCAAGCAGCCGUCCUCAGGUCUGUCGAGAAGACAUAGUCUAAAUGACUCUUCAGACUCUGUCUUCUCGACAGACCUGUUCCCCACAUGAGGACGGCUGCUUGUGUUGUGGCCGAAACGUCGUGAGAAUUAUUUUAUUAUGUUUUAUUUUUAUUAUGUUUUUAUUUCCAUUCUACGUGACUUUACCGAAAGAACCAAGAAGAAGAACAACCGUUGUCGUUUUGGACCGCUCCUUUGUUCCACCUGGGCCUCCCCCCCCUCCCUCCCCACCUCUGCUCUCAUGACUGUCACCGUUGGUGCGAGUGUAGACUUUCCAGUCAUACUUGAUGUAGAUUACGAUGUAGUAAUAUACUAAAGUUGGAAUUAUAACUGUGAGAUAUAAACCCUUUUUUCCGCCCCCCCCCCAACCCACUACCCAGUGAAUAUGUUUAUUCGUCUUGUUAAAUUGCUUUGUAUUGCACCAUAUUAUUACAACGUUUCAUACACAAGUCCCAAUAAUGGGUACUGAUGAUAUUUUCUACGAUGUAACAGAUCAACUUCAUGUUUCUACCAAAAAAAAAAGACCAUUAGUUACACUCCGAGGCCGAGAUUAUUUAGUCAUCAAAAUGAGCCAUUUAGGGUAAAACAUUAAAACUCAACAAUACUGUUAUUUUAUCCAAAUAAGCCUGAAAGGCCCUAUGAAAUGAUUUAAAGCUUCGUCCAUCAUUUUCUUUAUACUUUUUUCCACUUUAUUUUAUUAACUCACAAUUACUGUGGUCAUAUAAUACAAGGAUUAAAUUAGUUGGCAAUGCUCUCAGAACAUUAUUGUACUGUACUAUAUAUAAAUAAAUUCAACAAAGUGUCAUUUGCAUUGCUGGCCAACACACCUUGCUUUAAACCUUGUGCGUUGAUGAUGUUAAGAUUAAAUGAGAACAAUUUCAAACGGCCGUCUGACAUCGGCACGUCAAAAUACAACAGGGCAAUUGCGAAAUGUUGUUGCGUUGCCAUACCUCUGGACAAUGUGUUUUAAUUUGCCAGCCGAACCCUCCGUAUCAUUGAGACUAAUACAACAGUCUAACAUGCGCACCUGGUAAUGGAGAACAUAAGUCGGUGCUCGAAUAUCUCGAGUUCUAAACGAAAACAGUCUUGGCGUUUAACAAAUGGUGCUAACUCAUCGUGGUAAUGUCGACUUUUAUCACCUAGAACGUGGUUCCUCAACUAUAUUUACCGGCAGGCCACAUUAACAACACCUUGCCGUGUAUUGACAUGCCACGUUGCGUCGCUUGUCGCUGAUGUGUAUCUUAUCUCUCAGUGGGCCACUCCCAAGAAGAGCCUUCUUUGCCUGGCCGCAUCUGGCCUCGCGGGCCUCUUAGUCGAGAAGAACCGUUGGCCUGUAACAGAGCAAUGGAAUCUCGGGCUAAAUUUAUUACUCACAACAAACCGUUGUCCAGAAUCGGUGGCACGUUGAGUGUGCUUUUACACGAAUAAGAAAGAACGCACUGAGAUGUGUCGUGGUGCUUUCAGUCCAGCCAGGAGCUGCAUGAACUGCUUAUACAAAAAAAAUGCACAAAUUUACACUUUGUACAUGUAUUGCCAUUGCUCAUUUUACACUGUUUUGUUAAUGUAUUUUUUUUGUAACAAUAAAUCAUUAAAUCCAAAA
This is a messenger RNA of Lethenteron reissneri (Far Eastern brook lamprey), 6493 nucleotides long. Its product is annotated as collagen alpha-1(XXVI) chain-like. Lineage: Eukaryota; Metazoa; Chordata; Hyperoartia; Petromyzontiformes; Petromyzontidae. Gene Ontology annotation, molecular function: protein binding. The record is from RefSeq and is a predicted model, not a curated record.